AUGUCUCCCCACAGCGAAGUCAUGCUGAACAGCAGCGACGCCGCCGAAAUUGCCCUCAACGGCAACGGUGUCGUCCUGGCCUCCAACGGCGGCAACCGUGUCGAGGACCCGCCGGCGCUGGUCGAGGCCGCCUCACAUAGCAACGGCGUCGGGUCCAACGGCCACGCCUCCUCCACAAACGGCCACAGCAGCCCCAGACAGGGCUUCUCCUCCAAGGCCGAGAGCUCUCCGUACCUUCAGCCCGCGCCCCUCGACGAUGACUUCGACCUCGUCUGCGUCGGCUUCGGCCCGGCGUCCCUGGCCGUGGCCGUGGCCAUCCACGACGCCCUGGCUGCAGGCCAAAAGCUUCUUCCCGACGGACGCAACCCCCGCGUCCUCUUCGUCGAGAAGCAGGCCCGCUUCGCGUGGCACGCCGGAAUGCUUCUUCCCGGCGCCAAGAUGCAAAUCUCCUUCAUCAAGGACCUGGCGACGUUGCGCGACCCGCGCUCCGAGUUCACCUUCCUCAACUACCUGCACCGCCAGGACCGCCUCGUCGACUUCACCAACCUGAGCACCUUCCUGCCGGCGCGCGUCGAGUACGAGGACUACCUGCGCUGGUGCGCCUCGCACUUUGAGCGCCUCGUGCAGUUCGGCCAGGAGGUCGUCUCCGUGGCGCCCGACGCCAAGGCCGAGCACGGCGUCCGCUCCUUCACGGUGCAGUCCCGCGACGUCGCCUCGGAGCAGACGCACACGUACCGGGCGCGCAACGUGCUCGUCGCCAUGGGCGGCCAGCCCUCUCUGCCCAAGAACUUUCCACUGCGACACCCCCGCGUCAUCCACUCGUCGCAGUACGCGCACCGCAUCCGCGAGAUCCUGCCCAAGGCCAACGGGGCGUACCGCGUGGCCGUCGUGGGCGCGGGCCAGAGCGCGGCCGAGAUCUUCAACAACGUGCAGCACCUGUACCCCAACUCCAAGACAUGGCUGGUGAUGCGACCAGAGUUUUUGAGGCCCAGUGAUGACUCACCUUUCGUCAACUCCGUCUUCAACCCCGAGUACGUCGACGCGCUGUUCCCCAAGUCGCCCAAGUACCGACACAACCUCCUCACCGAGGCGCGGGCGACAAACUACGGCGUGGUGCGCCUGGAGCUCAUCGAGGCGCUGUACGAGCGCAUGUACGACCAGCGGCGCGAGCUGGGCGUCGACGAGACCAAGUGGCCACACCGCAUCCUGGGCGGACGGCAGAUCACAAGCAUCGACGCCCGUGGCGACAGCAUGGAGCUGCGGGUGCAGAACGUGCAGGACAGCGCGCUUGACGGCUUCGUCGACGCCGCCGACGAGGAGUUGCUGGAGGCGGACCUGGUCAUCGCAGCGACAGGCUACCAGCGCAACGCGCACGUGCCGAUGCUCCGCGGCGCAUGGGGCCUGCUGCCCAAGGCGCAGGCUGGCGGCCUCGAGUUCGGCAAAGGCAUCUCGGGCUGGAACGUGGAGACGGAGGAGGGCGAGCGCAAGAUGGCCGUCGGCCGCGACUACAAGGUCAAGUUUGCGCCGGGAGCCGUGGCCGACGACGCGGGCGUGUGGCUGCAGGGCUGCUGCGAGGGCACUCACGGGUUGAGCGACACGCUGCUGUCCGUGCUGGCGACUCGAUCGGGCGAGAUUGUCGAUUCCAUCUUCAAGAGCACCGCUGCCAAGAGGUGA
Messenger RNA from Purpureocillium lilacinum, 1674 nucleotides. RefSeq names its product PAK-GC kinase Sid1. NCBI's taxonomy places the organism in Eukaryota, Fungi, Ascomycota, Sordariomycetes, Hypocreales, Ophiocordycipitaceae. The record is from RefSeq and is a predicted model, not a curated record. Gene Ontology annotation, biological process: intracellular iron ion homeostasis.